GUUUCUGUGUUGUUUUGAAAAGAAAGGUUUCAUUGUCAAGUGAAAAAUAAUCUGUUUAUGUUUUACAUGAGAACUAAUUAAUAAGAUACAUUAUGGAAAAAAAAUUGGACAAAGUAUUAUGUCUCUUAAAAAAGUUUCGCGCUGAAGAGUUGCCUAAAGUUUUAGAAAGUGCAUUUGGGAGUAAUUUUUGGAAGGAUAUUAAGGAUUUUGCUCUAAACCGUAAGAUUAGUCUUUCAAAUAGUCGCAAUGUGGCUAUGAUAUGUUUAAAUAUUUAUAAGGCUCAAGAACCUACUACUGCUGAUAUUCAAAAAGUUUUGUGGUAUCUUAAUUUUUUUGAUGUUUCAUGCCAUUCAACUGUAACCUGGAAGUGUGCCUUGUUGUUAGAUAGGAUUGACAAGUUUCCAACUGAUUUAGAAGACCUUAGACGAAAAAUUAUUCAAUCAUAUAGAUGUGAAGCACGAGAUGUGGAAAUGAUUCUAACUUUAAAAGAAGAUUUAAUUUGGUUGAUGGUAAUUGAAAAAAAAAUUACAAAGAAGGGUAUUAAGUUUGGAAAACCAUUUUUUGUAGUUAUAAAUAUCUCUUUGGAUAAGCAGUAUAUAUUUUUCCAUCCAGGAUUUGAAAAUGAUUCUUCAAAUGAUGUAAAUCAUUUAAUGCUAAUAUCAAUGGCAUUAGGAUAUGAAAAAUAUAGAGAGGUUAGUUUUGAAGGAAAAGAUGUGAAGAGUUUGUUUGAAAUGAUAAAAAGGCAUAAUACUCAGCAGAAUCAAAUUGCAGUUUUUCAACCUAAAAAAGUUCUGAUGGAGGAGAAUGUUAUGGACUUCACUCAGGGAAAAGAUCGUUCAAAUUAUGCUGAGAAUGUUUUACCACCAGGUCUUACAAAUUUAUCUGAAUUUACUGUUCAUUCUCGAAUAGAAUGGAGGGGAGAUAUGCCAUUGUGUCGUCGUUGUUUGGUUGUUACUCAACUAAGGAUACGAACAAAGGGGCGCUCUUCAUCGGUAGAAACUGUACUUAGGGAAUUAAUUGCCCUGGGUUUAGUGUCGAUACCUGUUCCUCAUUAUAUUAGCCGACUACCAUAUUUAAAUAGAAAUGUUGUACAAAUCAAAAGUAGUGAUGAAACCCGAAAUUCUCAAGGCUCAAAUUUCGAUGACGAAACAUAGAAAUAUUUUUCCAAUAUACUUUAUAUUUGUUGUACAAUAUUGAUAUUAAAAAAUAUUUAUCAUUGUCAUUAUAUGAUUUUGUUUUAUAUUCUUUAGUGUAUUUUAUUUGACUCUUCUGGUAUUUUAAUAGAUUAGAUAAAUACAUAUUUAUAAUAAAUGAGGUACAUUGUAUUUCAAAUACAUAAUCAUCAUUUUAUGAUGUUUAAUCAAUUUAUGAACCAAGAUGGUUUAUCUUGUCAUGAUCUUAUUCAUUUCAGGAUUAAUGUAUCUAUUAGUGAGUUAUUAUAUUGUUUUAUUGCA
Molecule: messenger RNA, 1454 nt
Organism: Nezara viridula (southern green stink bug)
Lineage: Eukaryota; Metazoa; Arthropoda; Insecta; Hemiptera; Pentatomidae
Source: the annotation of a GenBank genome assembly